This is a messenger RNA of Alternaria viburni, 543 nucleotides long. RefSeq lists its product as uncharacterized. Bases 1 to 543 code for a protein of 180 amino acids. NCBI's taxonomy places the organism in Eukaryota, Fungi, Ascomycota, Dothideomycetes, Pleosporales, Pleosporaceae. The record is from RefSeq and is a predicted model, not a curated record. The transcript has 2 exons.
AUGCGCGGCACUACCUUCCUCGUUUUUGCGUCGUUCAUUCUUCCGAUUUUUGCUGGUCCGCAGAUUGUCGACACGGUCGUCAGCCGCACAUCAACAAAGAUCCUCGAUGGCCGAACACCUCUUAUCGAAGCUAUCCCAGUGCAAGGUCGCUCAGCGGUGACCAUCGAGCGCGAAGUCGAGACAGAGUCUAGUGACCUGCUUGCCGAGCGUAUGAUUCGCGGCGGCAGAGGGCGUGGUGGUGAUAAGAGAUCUGUUGAUGAAAGGGCCACUCGUGGCGGUCGCGGACGUGGUGGCGACAAGAGAUUGGUUGAUGAGAGGGCCACUCGUGGCGGUCGCGGACGUGGUGGUGACAAGAGGUCGGUUGAUGAGAGAGCCAUUCGAGGUGGUAAGGGCGACAAGAGGUCGGUGGAUGAGAGAGCCAUUCGAGGUGGCAAGGGCGACAAGAGGUCAGUGGAUGAGAGAGCCAUUCGAGGAGGCAAGGGCGACAGGAGGUCGUUGAUGAGCCGAUCCAUUCGGGGAGGCAGAGGACGCGGAGGCGACUAA